Priapulus caudatus is the source of this 569-nucleotide messenger RNA. RefSeq names its product protein krueppel-like. NCBI's taxonomy places the organism in Eukaryota, Metazoa, Priapulida, Priapulimorpha, Priapulimorphida, Priapulidae. Bases 25 to 453 code for a protein of 142 amino acids. Gene Ontology annotation, biological process: regulation of transcription by RNA polymerase II. Gene Ontology annotation, molecular function: RNA polymerase II cis-regulatory region sequence-specific DNA binding; DNA-binding transcription factor activity, RNA polymerase II-specific. The transcript has 5 exons. The record is from RefSeq and is a predicted model, not a curated record. Gene Ontology annotation, cellular component: nucleus.
GAAUAUAGGUGUUCUAGGUCGGAUAUGCUUAAGAAACACAUGCGCGCUCACACGGGAGAGAAACCGUUUGCAUGUGAGAGAUGUGAAUACAAGUGUACGGGCUCCGAUGAUCUCAAGAGACACAUGCGCACUCACACUGGUGAGAAGCCAUAUGCGUGUGACACAUGUGAAUACAGGUGUAGGACCUCCACUAAUCUCAAGACACACAUGCGCGCUCACACGGGAGAGAAGCCGUAUGCGGCACAUGACACACGUAACAUGCCACAGGAAAUUGACUUUGAGGAAGCAGCGGAGGUCACGUGUAGGAGCUCCUUUAAUCUCAAGAAACACAUGCGCACUCACACGGGAGAGAAGCCGUAUGCAUGUGAGAGAUGUGAAUACAAGUGUACGGCCUCCGGUGAUCUCAAGAGACACAUGCGCACUCACACUGGAGAGAAACCGUUUGCAUGUUAGAGAUGUGAAUACAAGUGUAGGACCUCCAGUUAUCUCAAGAAACACAUGCACAUUUACAAGGGAGAGAAGCCGUAUGCCUGCGAUAUAUGUGAAUACAGUGUAGGAGCUCCUUUAAU